Haliotis rubra (blacklip abalone) is the source of this 1433-nucleotide messenger RNA. Its product is annotated as calmodulin-4-like. NCBI's taxonomy places the organism in Eukaryota, Metazoa, Mollusca, Gastropoda, Lepetellida, Haliotidae. The record is from RefSeq and is a predicted model, not a curated record. The coding region runs from base 127 to 594 and encodes 155 amino acids. Gene Ontology annotation, molecular function: calcium ion binding. The transcript has 3 exons.
CGUGCCUCUGUGCAAAUUGUUCUACCUAUGUACAAGAAGGAAGUAUGUAAUAUGUAAUCCCAGAUAUAGUAAACCCCUACAUGACAAGCACGACUACACACCAACACUGGCUCCUCCACCUGCGACAUGAACACCGCCGACGAAGUUGCUGUCUACACCAAGGCGUUUCACGACUUUGACGCCAACCAUGAUGGUCACAUGACUCUGUCGGAAUUCUCCUGCGCGUGUGCUGCUCUGGGCUUCACAUAUGACGAUGAGACAAUACAGUCGCUGUUCACUGAAAUGGACGCCGACAAGAACGGAAAGGUGACAUUGGAAGAGUUCCUGGACUUCAUGGGUCCCGACAACCAGGAGAAAUUAGUAGCCAAUAUCAGACGGUUAUUCAAUGAAUAUGACACAAACAAAGAUGGCUUCCUAUCAGCAGACGAGAUCCAGAGCGCGUGGUUCUCGGGAGAACAUGGAACGAAGAAACUUUCCAAGGAGGAGGUUGCAGAACUUAUGGCACCGGUAGACGCCAAUUCAGACGGCAAACUGAACCGCGAAGAAUUUCUCCAACUGGUCAUGUCGGCAAUGGAAAAUAACGAGGGCGAUUAGGACACUGUCAAUAUUAUGUACACGGCAGAAUGGGCCCUUUGUUAUAUUAUGCACUUGGCUUCAUAUUUGUUUUACUCAUACUAGGAUGAAUAUUAGUAUCAUAAUAUUAUGUCCAUGAGAAGCGGUCACUGAAAACUAUGGUACACUUGAAUUUUAAACCGUCUUCAGGACAAUUAAUCAUCAAACCUGACUGUAUUAAAACGGAACUGUACAGUAUUCUUAUUCUUACUCCUUUACUUAUAUCCAGGGUCAACACAGGGGACCUACUUACACACUGUCACCAUGGAGACCGCGUUGUAUAACAUAUAUCCAUUAAAUAUCCUGAAUGGUCCAUAGAGGGAUCCCUUAAAGUGAACCGAAAUCCAGGCCACAUAAAACGACAUCGCGCAAGAGUAAAAAUCACAUGGAACAUCUGACCAAAUCUGAUGGGCAGUGAUUUCACAUGUCUUGCAGGCCAAGGGAAAGAUUAGAAACAUUUACGUUUCAAAGACCUUAUCAAGAAAUCUAAGUAAAAUAUAUCUUUUAGGCGUACGGAAUUAAUCAAAUACAACUCUUGAACAUUUUUAAACAACACGCGGUCAUGGUAUUAAGACUUCCUUAAUAAAGUCGACCAGGUUCAGGAGUGAUGUAAGUUAGCAAUAGCAUCGUAAACUUUCAGGAUUAGAAAUUCGAUCAUUAUGCAGAGCUACGGAUACCUUUUUUGGUCAUUGAGUUAUGUACACGCUUGUGUUCAUCUCAAUUGGGUAUCCAGUGUAACCAAACAGAUUGUACCCACCUCACCUCAUCCACAUAGGGUAUUUUGCUAUUAAUUGUAAAAACAUAAUAAAGUUUAAAUGUUG